Molecule: messenger RNA, 1281 nt
Organism: Nicotiana tabacum (common tobacco)
Lineage: Eukaryota; Viridiplantae; Streptophyta; Magnoliopsida; Solanales; Solanaceae
Source: RefSeq, a predicted model, not a curated record
UAGACAUCUACAUACAAUUUAAUUUACAACAGUGUGACAUCAGAGGAUAACUGGAGUUUGAAGUAUUGCCGAUCAUCCUCUUACCCACUCUUGGCAUCUUAUGGAGUGUCUUCAUCUUCAAAUUCCUUUAAUUUUUUUAAUCCCCUUUUCAAAUAAUUCUCUCUUUUCAGCUUUUUAAUAUUCUCAUAAUUAUAUAAAUUUCGCACUUUUAUUUGUCGUAUGGGUUCUAGUGCCCUGAUAAUUGUUUGCCUUACUACGAAUUUCAUUCUUAGGGCCAAGAAUUAGUUUUUAUCUCUGUCAAUUUUGUUCUUUUUUCUUCUUCUUCUUUUUGUUCGGUUUAUUAUUGGAGCUACUACAGAAAAUGGUACCGUGGGGCGGAUUAUCUUGCUGUUUGAGUGCAGCCGCUCUUUAUCUUCUCGGCAGGAGUAGUGGAAGAGAUGCUGAAGUGCUUAAAUCCGUUACAAGGGUCAAUCAAUUGAAGGAUCUUGCACAACUACUAGAUACUGCAUCCAAAGUUUUGCCUCUUGUGGUUACGGUAUCUGGAAGGGUUGGUUCAGAUACACCAAUUAACUGUGAGUUAAGUGGUUUACGAGGCGUGAUCGUGGAAGAAACAGCCGAGCAACAUUUUCUGAAACACAAUGAUGCAGGUUCUUGGAUACAGGAUUCUGCAUUGAUGCUCUCGAUGUGUAAAGAAGUUCCUUGGUACCUGGAUGAUGGCACAGGCCGUGCUUUUGUAAUUGGUGGUCGUGGUGCCUCGGGAUUGGUACUGACAAUUGGAAGUGAAGUCUUCGAGGAAGCCGGACGGUCAUUUGUGCGAGGGACAUUGGAUUAUCUCCAAGGUCUUAAGAUGCUUGGAGUGAAGAGGAUUGAACGUGUGCUACCAGUUGGUACUUCUUUGACUGUUGUUGGCGAGGCUGUUACGGAUGACAUUGGAACAAUUCGGAUCCAGCGACCGCACAAAGGCCCGUUUUAUGUCUCUGAUAAAACUAUUGACCAGCUCAUUGCAAAUCUUGGGAAAUGGUCAAGAUGGUACAAGUAUGCUUCAAUGGGCUUUACCGUCUUCGGCGUAUAUCUACUUCUGAAGCAUGCUUUUCGUUAUAUGAUGGAACGAAAGCGUCACUGGGAAUAUCGCAGGAGAGUUCUUGCUGCUGCUGCUAAAAGGACAGGACAUGAGGAUGAAGGUUCUAAUGCUACAACUGAGAAUGGAGUGGAUACUCACCAUUUAAUGCCAGAUUUAUGCGUCAUAUGCUUGGAGCAGGAAUACAACUCAGUUUUUGUCCC